Pogonomyrmex barbatus (red harvester ant) is the source of this 1488-nucleotide messenger RNA. RefSeq lists its product as uncharacterized. The record is from RefSeq and is a predicted model, not a curated record. NCBI's taxonomy places the organism in Eukaryota, Metazoa, Arthropoda, Insecta, Hymenoptera, Formicidae.
AUGAGUGACCUGGUAUCCUUCUCGGAUCACAGAUACAUACGUUGGCAGUUUGGGCGCUUUGAGCCGCGAAAAUUUAAUACUUUUGUGCGCAAAGGCUGGAAUCCGGACAAAGUCGAUCCUGACAAGUUCAAGGAAUAUUUUAGAUGUGCUGAUGUACUGUGUGAUCCUACGAGUUUAGCUAACGACUAUUCUCACUCGCUCAUUCAACUGUUGUCUCGUGUCUGCGACUUGUCAAUGCCUAGAUCUAGACAAGUGCAUAUAAGAAGGACCUACUGGUGGAAUGAGGAGAUAGCCGAAUUAUGUAAGUUAUGUAUUCAAACACGACGGAAGCUAACCAGAGAUCGAAGACGAAAAGACCGCAAUCCGCAACAAUAUGAAGACCUCCGGCUGCAGUAUAGUCAACGGUCUCGGAAUAUGAGGAAUGCGAUCUCGCGCUCUCAAAAACUGGCCUGGAGUGAGCUACUGGAGGAAAUAAACUCCAAUCCUUGGGGUAGGCCGUACCUGGUAAUAAUGAAAAAGAUCCGAGGUUUGGAGUACAAUGUUCCACUGGAUUAUUUGUCCUUUGCCAAGAUCAGCGAGGUGGUGAGAUUGCUUUUUCCUACCCGUAUGGCCAUCAAAUGGAAUAAGGAUGCACUUGGGGUUCUGGACGAGACUAUUCCUGCAGUGCUCGAAGAUGAGGUUAAAACUGCAAUAAAAAAGUCCUGCUCUCGCAAGGCGGCUCCAGGAUUGGAUGGCUUAUUGGAUGGCCUCCAGAGCCGUCUCAGCCAUCAACAAUAUGGCUUUAGGUCUGGUAGGUCAAUGAACGAUGCGAUAAUUAGGAUGCAGCGAAUAAUCCGAAAUCAUACUAGCAAGGGUGAGUAUUGCUUGGCUAUCGGCUUGGAUAUCCACAAUGCAUUCAAUUUUUUGGCCUGGAGGCAAAUUAUAAAAGCGUUAAAAGACAAGCAGGUACCGUUGUACAUAAUUCGUGUGCUAAUGGAUUACCUAUCUGAUCGUCACAUCUUAGUGAUUAAGAAGAGCGGCCGCUACACAUCGCACUUAAUGACGUGUGGAGUUCCUCAGAGUUCAGUCCUGGGCCCACUGUUGUGGAACAUCACAUACGACAGUGUGUUGAGCGUUGGAAUGCCGUAUGAUUCUUACGCUUUGUGCUUUGCGGAUGACACGUUGAUCAUCGUUAGCAGUAGGAAUUUUAAUUUGUUGACUUUUAAAGCGAACUUAAUCUGUGAUUUAGUGAUAAGCAAAAUUAAAAGUCUAGAGCUUGAAGUUGCUCCUUCUAAGACGGAGGCUGUAUUGUUUUGUCCAGAUAGCAUUAAGGAUAAAAGUCUCACCUUUUUGGUGGAUGGGGUCUCUAUCCAGUCAACCGAUAGGAUGAAGUACCUCGGUAUUGUAAUCGACAAUAGAUGGAAAUUUGUUCAUCACUUUGAGAUGGUAUCGGGAAAGGCGGAAAGAGUGUUAUCGCGACCUCUUGAUGCUCAACCUGCGCGGUCCUAA